This is a messenger RNA of Anolis carolinensis (green anole), 1195 nucleotides long. It is a transcript of the gene ccnh, whose product is annotated as cyclin H. Gene Ontology annotation, cellular component: transcription factor TFIIK complex; nucleus. Gene Ontology annotation, biological process: regulation of cyclin-dependent protein serine/threonine kinase activity; DNA-templated transcription; regulation of transcription by RNA polymerase II. Gene Ontology annotation, molecular function: cyclin-dependent protein serine/threonine kinase regulator activity. The record is from RefSeq and is a predicted model, not a curated record. The transcript has 9 exons. Bases 110 to 1075 code for a protein of 321 amino acids. NCBI's taxonomy places the organism in Eukaryota, Metazoa, Chordata, Lepidosauria, Squamata, Anolidae.
GAUCACACCGUGACGUCAUGUGGCAGAGCGCGCUUGAAUAGAAGGCUCCGCGUUUGCCUUCUCGCGGGGCAUGACGGGAUGAAGAGGGAAGCUUCCUUUCGCCGCGAGAAUGUAUCAGAGCAGCACGCAGAGGCGGCACUGGACCUUCCGCUCCGAGGAGGAGCUCACUCGACGCCGGGCCGAUGCCAACCGCAAGUUCCGCUGCAAAGCGGUGUCCAAUGGGAAGGUUCAACAGACAGACUCAUUUCUUCUUGAGCCUCAUGAGGAGUUGGCAAUUUGCAAAUAUUAUGAAAAAAGAUUAUUGGAUUUUUGCUCCGUAUUCAAACCAAUAAUGCCAAAAUCUGUGGUGGGAUCAGCCUGCAUGUACUUCAAACGUUUUUACCUCAAUAACUCUGUGAUGGAGUAUCACCCGCGUAUAAUAAUGUUGACGUGUGCAUUCUUGGCAUGUAAAGUAGAUGAAUUCAAUGUGUCUAGUGCACAGUUUGUUAGUAACCUUCGUGAAAGCCCAGUGGGACAGGAAAAGGCUCUUGAACAGAUCUUAGAAUAUGAAUUGCUACUUAUUCAGGAACUCAACUUCCAUCUCAUAGUACACAACCCAUAUAGACCAUUUGAAGGCUUCUUGAUUGAUCUGAAGACACGUUAUUCAUUGCUUGAGAAUCCUGAGACAUUGAGGAAGGCGGCAGAUGACUUUCUUAAUCGAGCAGCUUUGACAGAUGCUUGCCUCCUAUAUACACCUUCUCAGAUAGCUCUUACUGCCAUCUUGUCAAGUGCUUCUAGGGCAGGAAUUAAUAUGGAAAGUUACUUGUCAGAAAGCCUAAUGCUGAAAGAGAACAAAGCUUCCUUCACCCAAUUGCUGGAUGGAAUGAAAUGCAUGAAACAUCUGGUAAAAAAAUAUGAGCUACCACAUCCAGAAAAAAUUCCUGCUCUAAAACAGAAGCUAGAGAAAUGUCAUAGUCCAGAACUUGCCCUUAAUACAAAUACAAAGAAGAGGAAAGGCUAUGAAGACGAUGAAUACGUUGCAAAGAAAUCUAAAAUGGAGGAGGAUGAAUGGACAGAUGAUGACUUGAUUGACUGACUAUCCACAGAGACAUAAUCCUGAAUAUUUAACAUAUUCUGAAUUCAUGGGAAAAGCACAGCUCUCUCCAUGCAGAGAAAUGAAAUACCACUAAUAUAAUAAAAUUGUUUUACAAACUGA